Molecule: messenger RNA, 3020 nt
Organism: Chaetomium strumarium
Lineage: Eukaryota; Fungi; Ascomycota; Sordariomycetes; Sordariales; Chaetomiaceae
Product: Sodium/hydrogen exchanger family-domain-containing protein
Exons: 5
Coding region: 1-2811 (936 amino acids)
Biological process (GO): proton transmembrane transport
Cellular component (GO): membrane
Molecular function (GO): antiporter activity
Source: RefSeq, a predicted model, not a curated record
AUGGCUGGCGGCGGCUCGACCGCCGGCUCGGGGGCGCCUCCUCAGGCGGGCGUCCUCGAGGGCGCCAACCCGAUCGCCUACGCGCCAUCGAAUCCGAUUGCUCUGUUCAUUAUUCAGGCAAGUACAAUACAUGCGCACGAUAUGCUCCCGGCCAUCAUCGUCAUCCUGUUUUGCCAGUUGUUGCACUAUCCGCUCCGGCUGCUGAACCAGCCCAGGGUCAUUGCCGAGGUCAUCGGCGGUAUCCUCUUGGGCCCGUCGGUGAUGAUGAGGAUACCGGGCUUCAAAGAGACCAUCUUUCCGGCGGAGUCGAUGCCUGUGUUCAGCAACGUGGCCAACCUAGGGUUGCUCAUCUUCCUGUUCCUGAUCGCGCUGGAGGUCGACAUCCGGCUGUUCACGCAGAACUGGAAGGCCGCGCUCAGCGUCGGGUUGGCGGGCAUGAUCCUCCCGUUCGGGCUCGGCUAUGCCAUCGCCUGGGGCAUCUACCACCAGUUCCCGAUCGCGGAAGAGUCCAUCAGCUUCGGCGUCUUCGGCCUGUUCAUCGGCACGGCGCUAGCCAUCACGGCCUUCCCCGUGCUCUGCCGCAUUCUCAGCGAGCUGAACCUGCUGCGCUCCAACGUCGGCGUCACGGUGCUGGCGGCCGGCAUCGGAAACGACGUGACGGGCUGGGUGCUGCUGGCCCUCUGCGUGGCGCUGACCAACAACAGCAGCGGGCUGGCCGCGCUGUGGGCGCUGCUGUGCUGCAUUGGCUGGACGCUGUUCCUGGUCUUCGUCGUGCGGCCUCCGUUCAUCUGGGUCCUCGGCCGCACCGGCAGCCUGCAGAACGGCCCCACGCAGGGCAUGGUCGCCCUGACGAUGCUCAUGGUGCUCGCCUCGGCCUGGUUCACCGGCAUCAUCGGCGUCCAUCCCAUCUUCGGCGCCUUCCUCGUCGGCCUGAUCUGCCCGCACGACGGUGGGUUCGCCAUCAAGCUGACCGAGAAGAUCGAGGACCUGAUCUCCGUCCUGUUCCUACCGCUGUACUUCGCCCUCUCGGGCCUGAACACCAACCUGGGUCUCCUGAAGGACGGAAUCACGUGGGGCUACAUCGUGGGCAUCAUCGCGUGCGCAUUCGCCGGCAAGAUUGCAGGCGGCACCCUCGCGGCCCGCGCGAACAGGCUGCUGUGGCGCGAGAGCUUCACCAUCGGCUGCCUGAUGAGCUGCAAGGGCCUGGUUGAGCUGAUCGUCUUGAACAUUGGCCUCCAAGCUGGCAUUCUGUCGGAGACAACCUUCAGCAUGUUCAUUGUCAUGGCCCUGGUCACCACGGUCGCAACCACGCCUCUUACCAAGGCUCUGUAUCCUCCCUGGUACCAGAAGAAGGUCGAGAAGUGGAGGAGAGGGGAGAUCGACUGGGACGGCAAUCCCAUCGACCACUCGGAGACGGGCCAGGGAGGGCUUCCGCAAAAGCCCGUCGAGUCCCAGAUCCGGCGCCUCAUGGUGCACCUCCGCCUCGACAGCCUCCCCAGUCUCUUCACCUUCAUCACGCUGCUUAGCCCGGAGACCGUCCUCGCGUCCGCCCCUGUCGACGCUACCGCGGAGGAUCCCUCCAAGAGCAACGAGAGCCAGAUCCGGAAGAAGCCACUGGAGGUCCACGGCCUGCGCGUCAUCGAACUCACCGACCGUACGUCGUCCGUCAUGCACCUCACCGAGGGCGAGGACUUCUACUCGCUGCGCGACCCCGUGGUGAACGCCUUCCGGACCUUCUCGCAGCUCCACGACGUUGCCGUCUCGGGCCGCGUGGCCGUCGUCCCGGCCGACUCGUACGCCGAGACGCUCAUGGCGCAGGCCUCGGAGGUCUCGUCCGACUUCGCGCUGAUCCCCUGGGGCGAGUACGGCAGCGUGUCCGAGGACCAAGCCUUCCCCGUGGCCACGAGCACGAGCGAGCGUUUCCGGUCGACCACGCACCUGGAGUUCAUCGCCCAGACGCUCGCCAAGGCCGCGGCUACCUGCAACGCCGGCAUCUUCAUCGACAAUGGCUUCGGCGGCAUCACCAAGCCCGCCGACCACCACCGGCCGGAGCUGUCCCGCACCAAGAGCGCCGCCGCGCUGUCCAUCCGCAGCUACCGCCCGGAGCCGGCCGCCCUGCCCGUGCUCAACAAGUCGCACCAUCUCUUCCUCCCCUUUUUGGGAGGGCCCGACGACCGCGUCGCCAUCCGCCUCGUCCUGCAGCUCGCGCGGAACCAGCACGUCACGGCGUCGAUCGUGCGCGUCAAGUGGCCUACCACUACUACCACUACCACCACCACCACCACCACUACCGAGGGAGGAGGAGCCACCACCCCGUCUUCCUCUACCGGCACCGACCCGAAGGCGGACUCUAAUAACGCUAGUACUACUAUCACUAACAACAAUGCCCGCCAGGAGCAGGAAGACGAGGUCUUCUUCUCCACGAUGCAGGCGUCCCUGCCCGCGGAGCUGGCGUCGCGCGUCGUCUUCAGCGAGGCAGACAUCUCUUCUUCUUCUUCUUCGGGAUCUUCUUCUUCUGCUGCGGCCGCCGCGCUAGCAGAGAUUGUGGUGCUAGCUCAAAAGACGGUGGGCCGGCAGCCCAAGAACGCGGGCGACGUCGUGGUGCUGGGCAGGAAGAACGCUCGCUUUGGCGCGGCGGAUGGGGCCGGGGGUGGAGGAGGAGACGGCAGUGGUAGUAGUGGUGUAAGUGGGUGGGGGCCGGAUCUGAAGAGCACGGUUGGUCCCGUGGCGGAGAGGUUGAUCACGGCGGGGAUCAAGGCCAGUCUUUUGGUUGUGCAGGCUGGUGGGAGGAAGGGGUCGUCGGAUUACUAAGUACUAGUACUGGUAUUAGUAGUGGUGGUGUAUAACGGUAUCUCCCCGUGCUUUCUCGGACUAGUACGGUAUCUUGGGUUCACGGCGGCUUAUUACGGGGUAUCGCGGUUGGGGUUUCAGGGUACUACUACGUACACACAUUGGGGGUUCUCCUGACACGAUCACGUACGGGCAUGACGCAAGACCUAUAUAGAUAUAUAAUUUCCAUG